Chlamydomonas reinhardtii is the source of this 6743-nucleotide messenger RNA. RefSeq lists its product as uncharacterized. Gene Ontology annotation, biological process: intracellular signal transduction; cyclic nucleotide biosynthetic process. The record is from RefSeq and is a predicted model, not a curated record. The transcript has 18 exons. NCBI's taxonomy places the organism in Eukaryota, Viridiplantae, Chlorophyta, Chlorophyceae, Chlamydomonadales, Chlamydomonadaceae. Bases 439 to 5646 code for a protein of 1735 amino acids.
GAAUUGAACAACUUCGCUACGCCUUAGUAUCAAUACUAUAAUGAGCUAUGUUCACGCUAUAGCGGCCGUUUAUAGCUAAACGCUAAACCCCGAAACGAUGUCUCUGCGGAAGACGUCCAGCGUUCGCACUAGUUUACCCCGAUGAAUUGUGCAAAUGUAAUAGGUUGUGUUCAUUGGUGUGGGCAUAGACUGUGACGAGAAGGGGCCGGGGCACCCGAGAUGGCCGAAGCGAACCAGUGGUUCGUCUGGCUCGCUGGCCGCUUCUGGGCGCCUCAAAGAACGGGCUUGACUACUCCUGUUGUUGUUUAUAUCCCAUGCCCGUGGAACCAGGAAUUCGUGCUAGAAAGACGACAGUUAUUUGUUGAUUUGCUGUGUGGCUGCAGCUUUCAGCGGACAAACAGCAGCUUAAGAAAGAACAACCUACACGCUUAUAUGAUUAUGAAACAAAUUAAGACGAAAAGAGGUUUGGACAAUACCGAAUACUUCACUGUCACAUGGCUGCGGUUCCCUGCGUGGUUCAACGGGCUGGGCUGGAUCGACCUGCAGGAGCUACAGGGGGACCCCGCAACAGCCGGCAUUGCGGAGGGAGCGGUGUUCGACAGGCCAGAUGGUUUGCCCGCGCUCGCCACCUUCUCAUCGGCCGGGUCCUUCAAGGACUACUUGGUCAUGAACGAGGACCGCUACUCCAUUAUUUCGGCGGACAUCUCGGGAGUGCCGCUGUCCAAUGCGUGGAUGCGCGCCAAGACAGGCACCUUCCAGCAGCUGGCGCCGGGUUACGUCGCGAGUCUGGCGGAGAACGUGUGCGUGAACGACACGGAGCCGCGCGGGCUGCUGCACCCACGCACCUACCUAGCAAUGUACUACCGGGCCGAAGCGCUGGCGGCGCUGGCUGCCGGCGGCUACGUCCCCAGCGCCGCGCCGCCGGACGACUGGGAGCAGCUCAUAGCGCUGCUGGAGGCGCACCGCCUGGCCAACAGCAGCCGCAGCAGCAGCAGUGGGGGCAGUAGCAGCAGCCUGCCCAAGUACGGGCUGUGCAUUACCACACACCCGGACUGCGGGCGCCUGGGUGACGUGUGGGCGGCACUGGCAGCAAGCAUCCUGCAGACUCAGGGCACGGAACAGGGGUACCUGUACGACCUCGCAGAACCGCCGCCGGCAGCGACACCCAUGGCCAAUAGCACGGGCUGGGUUCACGCCACGGGGCUGCUGCGGCGCAUGCUGGCAUACAACGCGCCGGAGCCGGGUGUGCGCGAGCACCGCGAGUGCACCGACAUAAGCAGCCACUUCCUGUCGGGGGAUUGCAUGAUCACGUUUGAGUGGGACGUGUCGGUGUUGAGGCUGCGGGUGGCGGCGCUGCGGCCCCCGGCGGCGCAGCUGCUUGUGGCUUCGCUGCCCGGCAGCCGCACGGUGAUGGACCGGCGGGCCGGCAGCAGCACGUCGGGCCAGCUGGUGACGUGCGACUGGGAGCUGUGCGGCGUCAGCGCCAACCACGACCUGCUGUACAUGCCGGGGCCGACCCACCCCGGAGGUGGCGGAAGCGCUGGCGCGGAUGGUGCAAGUGCCAGCACUGCCGCCGCUGCCCUGACUGUGGCGAGUGGGGGCUCGGGUACAGACCAGCAGGUGCUAUGCGACCCCUCGGAGGCCAAGGCAUUUGAGGCCGCGGAGGCAAAGGCAGUCCGGGCAGGCCCGGGCCAGGGCCCGGCCGCGGAUGCGGCUGUGAGCUGGGCGCUGCUCAACCGCGCGCCGUAUUCGGUGAUGGUCCAGCACUUCGUGCGGUACCAGGCGUCGACAGUGGGCGACACCACGUCACCAGCGCGUCGCUUCGAGGCGCUUGGCGAGGCAGUGGACACGCUGGUCGCUCGUGUGGCCAUCCUGCGCGGCGGUGUGAUGGCGGCCGCGCGGCGCCGCGUGGGCUUCCCGCUGGCCAACGAGAGCACCGGCAUCACCGGCAACCCGCACAGCUACAUGCGCGCCCGGUGGUGGGAGCUGCUGCGGCGGCCGUUCGACGUGCAGCCCUACCUGUCGCUGGGCCUCGGCAACGACACCAUGCAGUCCUACAUGGCGGUCCUGCUGCACGGCACGCACUCGCCCAACGCCGCCGGCGACGUCACCUCGCCCAUCCUGGUCAACUUUGCCAAGUGGGCGCUCUCGCAGGCCGCGUACGUGUUGGAGCCGCCCGCCGGCGAGCAGGCGGUGGCGAACGCCACGGCGGAGGUCAUGCGCAUCAUGGACAUGAUGGAGCAGGCUUUUGGCGCGGACCUGCUUCGUUCCACCUAUGAGGAUGCGGUGAACGCCCCGGUGUGGACGCCACCAGUAGCAACUGCACACGGGUCCGCUGGUGGGCAAGGCGGCGAGCUCAUCGGCCACGGUGCGCUGGCUGGCCUGCUUGUGGGCCUGAUCACAGCCGUACUGCUGUCGGUGCUGACGCUCGUUUUUGUUGCGCUGCGGCUGCGGCGCCGCAACCGAGACCUCUUGGGGCGCGUGCGGGCUCCACGUGCGGGCGUUGACACCACCCUGCUCAUCAGCGAUAUUCAGAACAGCACGCGGCUGUGGGAGGAGCUGAGCGUGACCACCAUGGACGCGGCGCUGAAGAUGCACCACGCCACCUUUCGCAAGCUCAUUCCGGCGCAUGACGGCUACGAGAGCGCGACUGAGGGCGACUCGUUCAUCAUCGCCUUCCCCUGUCCCGCCAGCGCACUGGCCUUCGCCACCGCCUGCCAGCUGGCGCUGCUGCACCAGGACUGGCCGCAGGAGCUGUUGCAGCACCCGGACGGCGCGGUGGUGGCGGUGGAGGCGAGGGGAGGAGAUGCGUUGGAGCUGCUCACCGGCGCCUCCAUGGCCGCAACGAUGGCGCUAGCCCAGGGCAAUGAGACGCCCAAGCAGUCCGAAAACGGACUCCUAGCUGCGGACUCGGGCAUACUUCCGCCGCUGGCCGGGCAACUCGCUGGGGGCCGCUCCCAGGGACCACGGUGGAUGCUCAGGUCCCUGGACCUGCCCCCGAACAUCGAGCGGGAGCCCCUGCCCCUCCCCGCGUCAGUGCUCUCCACGACCACGCGCUCGCGACGGAACCUAGGCCUAGACGAGCCUGUCGCAGAGGUGUCGUCGGCGCAGGCAGCGCCGUCUCUGGCGCUGAUGCAACUAGACCCGACGGCCGCCGCCGCUGCGGCCGAAUGGGCUCCGGUGGCAGCAGCACGGAGCGCCCGGGCCCGCUGGAGCCUUUCGAACACGCCGCUGGUGGAGACUGUGAACACGGCGGCGAGGGCCUCUUCCUGCAACACCGGUGACGGGGGCGCGGCAGGGGCGAGCGGGCUGUCCGCCAGCGGCAGCGACGCUGUCAUGGACGCCGCCCUGGUCGUGGCGCGGGCUAGCAGCAGGCAGAUCACAAUGCUGCAGGCCUCUGCAGCCAUGGAUGUGGGCACGCCGCGAGCGGGAGCCGACUCAAUGUCGGGCCUGCCGACGGGGUCUACCACGACCAUUAUGGUGCGCGCUACAUUUGCUGGCACGGGCCUGAGCGUCAGCCAGCCUGGCGUCACACCCUUGUACGGCCAGCCAACCGUGGUGGAUGAUGUGCCUGGGCCGAGCUCACAACCGGGCGGCGGGCAAAGCUACGCAGGCGCUGGUAUUUUGGCCCAAAGCAUGCCUGCUGCCAGCAGGCCCCAUAGCCUCAAGGGAACGGGUUUCGCCGCCGGCGGACUGCUGCGCGCCGGCGGCGGCGGGUUCACUGGGUACCCAGCGGCACCCAACAGCUUCGGGGCUGCGGCCGGCGACAAUGCGCCAUCGCUACAGCAGCAGCCGCUCCAGCAGCUGCGGCGGGUACUGGCGUCGCCGUCGCGUCCGUCCUCAGCAGCACAUAUGCAGCCGCCGUCAGCACCGCGCCCGCCGUCGCCUUGGCCUGGCGGCGGCAGUGGCCACACAGCCCCAGGGGCCACCGCAGGGGAGCAAAGCUGCAGACUUGAGGCUGACAGCACGCCUAGCACGUCGACUACCUGGGGGCAGGCGCUGGCGGCGGCUUUCCCAGUCGCCUCCGGAACGGCGAUGGCCGCAGCUGCCUCCCGCCGCGGCAAAAGGCGCCUGUCGAGCGCCGCGCAGCUGGCCAUGGGAUUCCUCAGCGGAGGCGGUGCGGGCACCGGAACGCUCGGCAGCAAUGUCGUGGCAUACCGAGGACUUCGUGUGCGCAUGGGUAUCCACACCAGCUUGGCGCCAAGCGCCUGCAUUCUGACCUUCAACCGCGUCAACUCGACGUACCACUACUCGGGUACCCUCGCUGAAACUGCCAAGCUCGUGAGCGACGCCGCGAACGGGGGUCUUGUGGUGCUCUCGGCCCAGGCAUUCACGCGCCUGCGCAACACCGGCAACAGCGCUGCAGCCGCCAAGGCUGAUGCGGUGGUGAUCUACGCGGGGCACUGUGUGCUCGAGGAUGAAGCGCAGGGCUAUGCAGCUGCUGCAAGCGGCCAGAGCCCGACCGGGGCCGCCUCGGAAACGAACGGUGCCGGAAAGGGCAAUUUUGAAAGGAUGACGGAGGGGCAAGUGGGGUUGGUUCUGGACGUGUCGCACGUUCAAUUCAUGCGCAUGGCCAAGUCGACCGUCCAGGAUGCGGGUCCAGCACCUGCGUCGCGCGGCGGCAAGAAGCUGGUAGCAGCUAGGCCUAGCUUGCCGCCGGACACCGCCGGGACCGUGACAACGGGCGCGGCCGGUUCUGGCGAUGUCCCGCUCUUCGUGGCGGUGCCGGCCUCGCUGCUGUGCCGGCUGGCGCACACGCCGCCGCUGCGCACCUUGCGGCAAGUGCAGCUGGGCAGUCUGGCGGCGCCCACUGGCAGCGUCACCAUCGCAUUCAUGAAAGUCGUGGGCGCCUCCACUCUGCUGACGGAGCUACCCGGUCCCGCCAGCCGGGCCCUGGACCAGUUCCAGCGCCUGGCAUGCGGGCUGCUGAUGGGUGCGGAGGAGACCACUGAGCACGGCGCCGCCUUGGACUUCCGCGGCCGCAGCGGUGGUUAUUUGGUGGAGGGCGGCGAUGGGCUGGUGCUGGCGGCGUUCGGGUCCCCGCUGGCGGCUGUGGAGUGGGCGCUCGACACGGUGGAGGCGCUGCGAGAGCUGGUGUGGGAGGAGGAGCUGCUCGCGCAUGAGAUGUGCGAGGAGGUGCUGACUGCGGGCCCCGCACCCGCCGUAUCGGCAGUGGCCGCCGCGCCUGCCAAGCCGCGCGCCGUCUCUGGCGGCGGACGCAGCAUCACGGCCGCCCUGUCGCCGCUGCCUUCUUCCCUGGCACAUGCGCCUGGCUGUUCAACGCCUGCGGGACAGCAAGCUCAGCCGGUGAUAGCGGGGAUGCAGGCUAGGUGGCGGAGCUUGGAGCGGGGCCUACGAGUCAAGGUUGGCCUGGACGUGGGCCCGGUGACCUACAGCCUCACGGAGUCGUCGGGCCGGCUGUCUUACCGUGGCCGCGUCAUGAACAGGGCGGCCCGCAUCGCUGGCACCGCCAGCCCGGGCCAGGUGCUUUGCAGCGGCGCCGUGUGGGCGGCGUGCGAAGCGGGCAUGACGGCGGUGCCGCUGCCGGGCAGCAGCCAGCUUGUGGGCGUGAGCCUGGGCAAGGUGGCUCUGAAGGGCAUCACCUCACCUGUGGAGAUAUUCCAGUGCCAGCGCGAGGGCUGCUGAGUGGGGUCGUUGAUGCAAAAGCAGUGCCGGCCCCUGCCUCCGGCCGGGUCAUGCAGCCUAUGUCGUCAGGACGCAAUAAACGAGAGUAUCAUAGGUGUGGUAUGCCACAACAGGCCACAACUUCGGCACACCGCCGCGCAGGAGCAGAAUGCAACCAUUACCUACCUGAUUUUGCGCGGCGCAGGGCGUCGAAGCAACUUCGUUUAUUUUCGUGACCAGCAGCAGCAGGGGGUCAGGUGAUGAUGUGGGGCGCGAUGUAUGGAUGUGGCAUCAUGUAUGUUAAUCUGGGCGCUUCAUUGCGCUAAGCCAAUCGAGUAGUCACGGGUUCGAAUUUGAGGCGUGGGAGCCGCCUCAUCCCGGUUAGUGCACGUGCUGGACUGCUGUGCUGCAGUAGGGCGCGCGUUCGUGACUGCUGUGUGAAUGAAUUGUGGGCUUGCGUUGUCACGCUGAUACGAGUGCAACAAUGAGCAGGCCAUGCCGUGUGUGCGACGUUUUGGGACGUUUGCAACCCGUGUUUACAUUCAUGCAAUUUUAGUCAUGUCCAUGAUGCGUGGAAACUGGAGGCUGCGCCGUCGGUCAGCGCUAUAGUUGGGUUUCAAUGAUGCUGUAGACCUCCGCCAGGGUCUACGGCUACCGUGUGCGGAUAUUGCGCGUGCUUAAUCUGCUGAGGGCCACAGACUGCAACAGCAGCAGUGUAUUGAUGUGGGGACUAUGUGUUCCUGCCACUUGCUCUGGGCUCGGUAUUUAAGGACGGCUGGUAUCGGUGUUCCAGCUAUUGGGGGUGCUGUUUCGAGCCGGGCCCGGGAGCAGUACGCGUAUGUAUGGGUGUACGGCAUUGCGCUCAUUUGGCACUGUGCGUGCAAUUUGUCAUUUGCAUUGUCCAGAGAUGCCCGGCGUCACCCAAGUUGCGGUGUAGAGGUGUGGGGUCCUCACAGCGCCUUGUGAGGGUGGGAGUAGCCCCACGGAGUACCCUGCAAUAUGCGAAGGGAGGCGUGGGGAGGUGUAGGGUGGCUGCGGUGGACCCGGAACAACAUACCUACCCUGCGUCGGUUUUUUUUACGUACUUCUCCGCCUUCCGCCGAAAGCGCUGGGCUGCG